Fusarium vanettenii 77-13-4 is the source of this 1251-nucleotide messenger RNA. RefSeq lists its product as uncharacterized. Lineage: Eukaryota; Fungi; Ascomycota; Sordariomycetes; Hypocreales; Nectriaceae. The transcript has 4 exons. The record is from RefSeq and is a predicted model, not a curated record. The coding region runs from base 1 to 1251 and encodes 416 amino acids.
AUGCCCCGUCUUGCUUUAGUAGAGACUGUCAAGAGCGCCUGUAUAGGUCGGUUGGCAGUCCGACGAUUUGCAAUCAUUCAUGCGUCGUGGAACUCACGGAAGACGGCCUGUGAACUUUUUGGCAUUUCGCCUCUUAGCCCUUGUAUGACUGUGCUCCUAAGCGAUGAUAUCUUCAGCCAAAAUCGUUCGACGCUCAUCAUCUCCGUCGAUAUGAAGGAACACAAUGUUGAUGGCAACUUACUACCAUCAAACUCGGUGGCAUGUUCUGUCGAUGCUCGGUGGGCCAACGCGAAGACAGUGAUGGAAAUGACAGCGAACACCCAACUGGAUCAUGAGUACACUUUAGGCAGGGUGAGGAACUUGGUUGAAACUGACUUGCCAUUCUCGCAUCUCAUCGGGUACUAUCGCUGGAAGCCUCCGCCGAUGCCGGUGGUUAGAAUGUCUCCCAGCUGGUACGACUUACUAGCACCUGUGUUGCCCGAUGCUCAGUCAUCUGCAGCGGCCGGACUUCCCUGGAUGCCAGCCUCAGGAUCGAAACAAACCGCUCUUGAAGCGGUGUUGAGCAUGACUUACAAACCGGUCGACAGCGGACAGACGGAAUUUGAGGGUCUUCUCGCCACGACAUUGGCGGAUGGCUUAUCUCGUUGUGGCCUCAUACCAAACCAUAACGGCAGCCGCUUCCUUGAGGCCUGGCAAUUUGGUGCUUGGGAUACUGAGAAUGAAGACCAGGCAAGGACAAUGAUUCGAAAGGGAAAUCCAGUGGAGAGCUUUCCAGAACCAUCGAUUCUCAAGUCUGGAAAUAUGACCCGGAUGGAGAUGAAAGCUACUUAUAAGGGCUACGUUAUGUCUGCGACAGGCUGGUUCGACUACCUCUCCAUCGCCGCACUGCUGUUCCACGCUAUCAUCGCGCUGCUGCACACUAUCCUUGUGGUCUAUCACGGAAAGACAAGUGGUGCAUGGGAUACAAUUCUGGAGCUUGUCAUCUUGACACAGAUGUCGUCGCCGCCUCAGGAAUCUCUCCUCGUGAACGCGUCGGCCGGCAUACGAUCGUUCAAGACGGUGAAGCUGGUCGCAUGGGUCGAAGCGCCGCAACAAGGAGGCACAGGACACGAAUCGGGAAGAGAGCUUCAAAUGAGAUUCAGGGAUCAUAUGGAUCAUCGAGAUGCCAACCUCAAGCCAAGCGUUGGGAAGGUGUAUGGUAGUUCGGUGACUGAGGAUGAAGUGCGACGUCUACAUCGAAGGAAGGUGUGA